This is a messenger RNA of Helianthus annuus (common sunflower), 3042 nucleotides long. RefSeq names its product probable disease resistance protein At4g27220. The record is from RefSeq and is a predicted model, not a curated record. NCBI's taxonomy places the organism in Eukaryota, Viridiplantae, Streptophyta, Magnoliopsida, Asterales, Asteraceae. Gene Ontology annotation, molecular function: protein binding; ADP binding. Bases 1 to 3042 code for a protein of 1013 amino acids. The transcript has 3 exons.
AUGGCGGAGGCGGUUAGUUCUUCCGUGAUCGGAAAAGUGGUAGACUUGUUGUUUGGUGUGGCUAAAAAGGAGAUUAGCUACAUGUGUAAUUGCUCUGAAAAUGUUGAAAAAUAUAAAAAUGAAGCUGAUAAGCUGUCGCGUAUGAAGGGAAGGGUUCAACAACAAAUAGAUUUGGCUAAAUCUAAAGGGGAAGUUCUCCUAGAAGGUGUGGAAGAGUGGAUGAAGAAAGCAGAUGCUGAAAUAUCCAACGCAGCCACGCAGUUUACUAACGGAGAAGACCAGGAGAAAUGCUUCUAUUUGUGUACCCUCCAUCGUUGUAGUAAGACGGCGAUAAAAAAAACGUUUUCUCUUCAGCAGCACCAAGAAGAGGGUAAGAGUUUUGAAACUUGUGUCUCCCUUCCUGCUCAAGCCCUAGGAUUCACAGACCUCUACCAAAGUAAAAAUCUUGACGAUAUCGGUACCCAUAAGUCAAUUUUGGAGGAGAUCAUUCGAGCUAUAGAAGAUGACACAACACAAAUCGUUGGAAUCAAUGGCUUAGGUGGUGUAGGUAAAACUACACUAGCUAGUGAAGUUGCUAAAGCAAUAAAGAAUCAAUUUGCGGAUAUCGUGUUUGUAACAGUGUCGAGAACUGUUGAUGUUAAAAUAAUUCAAGAAAAGGUUGGAGUUGCGGCAAGUAGAGUAAUAAAGGGAGAGAAGGUUCUAAUCAUUCUAGAUGACGUUUGGGAAGAACUGAAGCUUGAGGAAUUGGGCAUUCCAUGUGGGAGUGAGUACUUGAAUUGCAAGAUUUUGCUUACAUCUAGAAGCAGAGACGUGUGUGCGGCAAUGAAUGCCCAAAAGAAUAUUUCGGUGAACCCUUUGCAAGAGGAAGAAGCCUGGACACUUUUUGAACGUGUGGUUGGUAAAAGUGAAUGGGACGAUACACUGAAAGAAGUUGCAUUAAAGAUUGUCAAGGAAUGUGGUGGAUUGCCACUUUUUAUUCAAGCUCUUGGAAAAGCCCUAAAAGACAAAGAAAUGAGAAUGUGGGAGGUAGCGCUUCGACGACUACAAGCUCCCAUAGAUGGGGAUGUCACCUAUAAAAAGGAAGGUAUACUGCAAUUGAAGCUAAGCUACGACCAUCUUGAAGAUGAAGUAGCUAAGUCACUUUUCUUAUUGUGUAGUAUGUUCCCAGAAGAUGGAAACAUUGGCCUUAAAACGUUGACACGUUAUGGGCUUGCUCUUGGGAUAUUUAAUAAUCCUGAUAGCAUUCACGAUACAAAAGAUAUAGUUCAACUGGCUGUUGAGUCUCUUAAAUCAUCUUUCUUGUUAUCGCCUGUGGAUAUAAAAAUUUAUUCGCCGGUUGAAUUUCUUUUACAAAUAAAAGAAGAAGAUGAAUUAUUUAAAAUGCACGACCUUGUUCGUGAUAUGGCAUUGUUCAUUACUUUUAAAGGUGAUGACAAGUUUUUGGUGAAGUCCGGAAAAGGUUUGAGAGAAUGGCAGCCAAGAAGCGACUCUAUAAAAAGCUACAAGAAGAUCUCCCUCAUGGAAAAUAAAAUAUGUAAGCUUCCUAAUUAUGAAUUAGAUAUACCACACCUUGAUACCUUCCUUAUACGAAAUAAUGAACUUUCAAUUGUUCCGGAUGAAUUCUUUCGAGGCAUGAAAGGGCUGAAAGUUUUAGAUAUGGGGGGUAACAACAUUUCAUCUUUCCCACAAUCACUAACGCAACUCACAAUGCUGCGCCUGCUAGAUCUAAGUGGAAACAGAUCUCUCUGUGAAAUUUCUAUACUUGGGGAGUUGACAUGUCUAGAGAUUCUAAAGCUUAGAGGUACUGGAAUUAUAAAUAUCCCUGAAGAGAUAGGACAAUUGACCAAUUUAAGGCUGCUAGAUGUGUAUUGUUGUUACGAUCUAUCUUAUGUAACACCUGGUGUGAUAUCAAAGCUCAUUAGGUUGGAAGAGUUGUAUGUUCAUUUGAGUAAGGAGGGGAAUUGUAGAUUUCUUGCGGAACUAAGUGAAUUGACGUUGCUGAAAAUUCUGCAUUUAAAAGUUAGUGAAUUGCAUUAUAUUCCCAUAAUUGAAACCUUGAUAGAGUUUGACAUUGGUUCAACUGUAUGCCCAAUGGGUAUAUAUAAACGCUUCCUAGAAGUUUCAGGAUAUAAUAAAUGCUCAUGGACGGCGCCAAUUAGGAAACUGAUUCAGCUAACUGAACAAUUAACAUUGUCAAAUAUAGAAGAUGUGGACAACAUCUUACCAGACCUAUAUCAAGAAGGUUUCGAUGAAUUAAGGUGUAUUGCUUUGUCCUACUGUGAGAAUGUUAGAAGCUUGGUGAAGACAUGUGACUUGGAUGGAAUUCAGACUUCAAAUGAAGGUGGUGGUCCGAUGAAAACAAAGGGAAAGUUUUUUUCCCAUGUGGAAGUAAUCGAGUUGUCCAUUUUGAAUGGCUUGGAGCUUCUAUGGGAUAACCCACAUCAAUAUAUAAGCUUUUGUAAUCUAGCGAAAAUUACAAUUUACUAUUGCUCCUCCUUAUUAAAGUUAUUCCCUAUUAGCGUAGCGCAAGGGCUUGUCAAUCUCAAAGAUUUAAAUAUUUCAGAUUGUGAAAGUUUGGUGAAUGUUAUUUCGGAUGGAGAAGAGCAAACAACUGGAAGUGAAAUUGAAUUGAUUAAAAAGGAUACAAAUAUUGUGUUCUCCUUUGAGCAUAUUGUGCUUAAUAAUAUCCCUAAACUUGAGAGCUUCUACUCUGGCCAUUCUAUCAUCAAAUAUCCUUCCUUGGAGUCUCUUUUUGUGUACAAUUGUCCUAGCAUGAAGACAUGGAGCUAUGGAGAGAAUCAUACAACCAAGAUCAAAUUUUAUGAUGAAGAGAGAGAGUGUAGCAUUAAUGAUUAUAUUGCAGGAAAACAUGAGGUGAAAGCAUUAUUGAAUAAUGAGUUGGUGCAAGGAGAUUGCAAUAUUUGCUCCAACCAAGGUAUUGCUUUUUUUUUUAAUAGGAUUGGGAUGGAACUGGAAGAUGCAAUAUCUGGUGGUAUUUUACAUAUUUACUUUGAAGCAAACAAUAUUGUAUUAAACUUUUAA